Messenger RNA from Kluyveromyces marxianus DMKU3-1042, 4344 nucleotides. It is a transcript of the gene NUP159, whose product is annotated as FG-nucleoporin NUP159. Bases 1 to 4344 code for a protein of 1447 amino acids. NCBI's taxonomy places the organism in Eukaryota, Fungi, Ascomycota, Saccharomycetes, Saccharomycetales, Saccharomycetaceae. The record is from RefSeq and is a predicted model, not a curated record. Gene Ontology annotation, molecular function: protein binding. The transcript has a single exon.
AUGGAAGUCGAAACGACUGAGAGUUUGGGAUUCAAGUUUUUGUUCUCGAAACCACUCUUACCAGGGGUCGACGAGACGAUUCCGUUUUCUAAACUAUCAAAUGUAUCAAUACAUCCUGUUGAAAAACUGUUGUGUGUGGCAUCGGCGAAAACGACGUCCGUUUACGAUCUUCAAUCUAUUCGCGAUGGCUCAUAUGAUGCGGUGAAUACCAAGGAAUUCCCUUCUAAUGUUGUUGGGGUAUUUUUCGUUGCUUCAACGUUAUGUGCUGUGUUAGAAGACGGUGUGAUUUGGGUUACCGAAGUGCCUGAUUAUUCGUGGAAGGAACACUCGAGCACAGAUAGCAAUCCUGUUUCUUGCACUGUUUUCAAUGGGAAAUUGUUUGUCUUGGGAGAAAACAAUAUACUGAAUCAGGUGGAUUUGUCAACGAAGGGCACUACUAAACAAUUGACUUCAAUUGAGAAAUGUGUUGACCUUGCGUCAACGGAGGAUAAACUUUAUGUCUUGCAUAAGAAUGGAAAUGUCACCGUUCUAAACAAAUCGUUGGUUGAAUCAUCGACCAUUGAAAAACCAUCGCUCGAUGACCCUAGCGAACCAAUUAGCAUAAAUGUCCUAUCUUCCAACCAUCUUUUGGUAUCCUAUGGGGAGCCAGUUGAUACCGUGGAAGAAGAAGAUAUCAUGUAUGAUCUUACAGCGUACAUUGUGGAUCUAAAUACGAAGCAGUUUACUCCAUCGAUGGACAUCGCCCCUCCAUACUCAACUGUGAAAAGAAACCCCUCUUACUACACUCAAACACUGUUCGAAAUUACAAAGAAACUACCCUAUCUAUUUGUGGUUGGUUCCGCUUGUGCCUCAGAAAUAUCUAUCGCUACAUCGAGUCAAGUAUUCAAACCCGAUCAGGACGCGGCAUGUGCAAUCCUACCGAUUAAUCCUAAUUCUGAUAAUGAUACGCAGCCUGUAGGAAUUGCCUUGGAUCUAUUUUCAAAAGGUACUGUGUUUGAACCAUGUUCUGGUGUCGAUUCUGCCGAUAAUCUCCCUCUCCUAUACGUGCUUACGAACCUCGGUGAACUAUAUUGUUGGGCAUUGUAUCACCACACCGCUCUACAGGAUGCAUCCUUUUCAUUAGAUCAAUCUAGAUCGCAUUACCUAAAAUUAUUCAAAGAUCUGUCAGUCGCCGAUGGAUCACUGCUGUCUGCAAAGGUAGAAGCACAAAGUAGUGCAGGAGAUAUUAUUGAAGAAUCUUCAAAAUCAGAAACUAAAGAGGCACCAACUUCACAAGGCGGCUCGUCUAUUCUUGGAACUACAGAUGCUUUCUCAAAAGGAUUUUCUUUUGGAACUCCAACACUAACACCGUCGCCAGUGGGGUCGUCAAAUUCUGGAAGUUCCAACAAUAACACCAUCGCUAACUCUUCUUCUGCAUUUGGCAAGCCAGCAUUUGGCAAGCCAGCCUUUGGCUCAUCUGCAUUUGGACAAAAUGAUACUGCUCCUAAGUUUGGAGAAAGUAUAAGCGCACCAACUUCAUCUGGCGCUUUUGGAAAACCAACCUUCGGAAACUCUACAUUUGGAGCUAACACUACUCCUAGCGCUACGGAAUCUGCAUUCGGGAAGCCAGCAUUUGGAGCAAGCACUACAACUGGUACCAAUGACUCUCCAUUCGGCAAGCCUGCGUUUGGAGCAAGCACCACUGAAUCUUCAUUUGGAAAGCCAGCAUUUGGAGCAAGCACUACAACUGGUACCAAUGACUCUCCAUUCGGCAAACCCGCAUUUGGAGGAAGUACUACAACUAGUACCAACGAAUCUCCAUUCGGGAAGCCUGCAUUUAGCGCAGGCUCUACAACCAGUACCAAUGAAUCUCCAUUUGGCAAGCCCGCGUUUGGAGCAGGUGCUACAACUGGUACCACGGAAUCUCCAUUUGGAAAGCCAGCAUUUGGUGCAAGUACUACUGAUUCUCCAUUUGGAAAGCCAGCAUUUGGCGCAAACGCUACAACUGGCAGCACGGACUCUCCAUUUGGCAAACCCGCAUUCGGUGCAACCGCUACAACUGGUACCACAGAAUCUCCAUUUGGAAAGCCUGCGUUUGGAACAAGCGCUACAACUGGUACCACAGAAUCUCCAUUUGGAAAGCCUGCAUUUGGAGCAAGCUCUACAACUAGCACAAACGAAUCUCCAUUUGGCAAGUCUGCGUUUGGUGCAAGUACUACUGAAUCUCCAUUUGGAAAGCCAACAUUUGGUGCAAGCGCUACAACUAGCACCAAAGAAUCACCAUUUGGAAAGCCUGCAUUAGGGGGUUCUGUCUUUGGUGCCGCUGCUGCGGCAGCAUCUCUAAGCUCACCAUUUAGCACGGACAAUGAUUCGAAAUCCCCUCAGAAAACUCCUAUACCUGAUCCAUUUGGCCAUCUCAAGUCAUCAAAGGAAAGCUCGAACACAUUCAGCUUUACUGAUGUCGCAGAUGCAAUCACGGACACCUCUGAAACUGCGAAAAAAGAUACAGAAUUUUCUGGUGUCUCAAAAGCCGAAUAUACAUCUGAUUCUAGUAUUGAGGAGGACAACUCCUUAGAAUCGGAAAGUUCCGAAGAGGAAAGUAGCUCAACCGCUGAAAUAACUUCAAUAAACUCGAACUUUAGAAAUUUAGGGUCUAAUACCGAAGGUGGCUCUAAUGACCUAGAUGAAUCAGAAGCCCAUAUAGCGACAGAGCCAGAACCAGAGGACAAAGCAGAAGUGAAAGCAGAGGAAGAAGUAGAAAUGAAGUCAGAGGAAGAUGUCGAAGCAAAGGAAGAAGCAGAAACAAAGGAAGAAGCAGAAACAAAGGAAGAAGCAGAAACAAAGGAGGAAGCAGAAACAAAGGAAGAUGUCGAAGCAAAGGAAGAAGCAGAAACAAAGGAAGAAGCUGAAGAAGAGGAAGAAACAGAGGAAGAAGCUGAAGAAGAGGAAGAAGCAGAGAAAGCAACAGAGGAGGAAACAAAGGAAGAAACAGAGGAAAAAGUAGAGGAAAAAGCAGAAACAAAAGAAAGCUCAGAAGAUCAGAUUGAAUCAGAAGAAGAAACAAAGGCGUCAGUAGCAUCGUUAACUGAUAGAAUCAAAAAAGCAGCUAAUGUAUCAACGGCUGAAAUUCCAGUUACCUUCUCCCAAAACACGAAAACCGAGAGCAAAGAUCAAUCCCCAUUUUCAGCAUUUUCCAACUUCCAGAAUAAGGAGACUGCAGUGCCUCCUACUUUCUCUUUUGGCAAGCAUAACGACUCGCAGAAGUCUAAAGACUCGCCUUUCUCAUUUCCACAAAAAAGUGUUGAGUCUAACAAUCCUAAAGAUGAACUAAUGAAAUUCAGCAAGAAACCAUCUACUUUGGAUAAUGAGACUCAUGUAACGGAUUCAUCUCCACCAUCGAAAGUAGAUGUUGCUCUUACUCCGAGUAAAACAGCUUAUGAAUCUAAAGAAAUGCAAACUGACGUAGUCUUAAAAAAUAAUUCAACUCAAACAGACUCUAAGGACAAAACAGACAAAUCGCAACAAGCUUUCGAAAAUGAUGAACAGCAUCUAGCAUCUAUCUAUGAAUCACAACAUUUACCAGAUUUCUUCAAUGCUGCCCAAUUAAGAGACUUCAAACCACUUUCUUCUGACCAGGUUAUUCAAGCCAUAGAGAGAACACAUGCUGAAGUUUUGGGUAAUAUUCAAGUAUUAAAGGCAAACAUCAAUAAUAUCGGUGACUUUGUGAAUGACCAAACGCAACAUCCAUUCCAACGCACCGAAGCUACAAUUAACAAUGUUUCAUCAUGGAGAAUAGACGAGGCCCAAGAUCUAUUAGAAAUUCUCACAUCUAAGAAAAAAGAUAUAUCCAAACUCAAAGAAUCUUCCAAAUACUUAGAAGAUAACUGCUCCGAAGAUUUAGACCUUGAUGUUUUGUUGAACAAUUUGAAACGCCAAUUUGAUGCAUUGAGUAUUUGUAAUGAGCACUACAACAAUCCGAAACGGAAAUUAUCUUGGAGCCAGCACCACAUAUCUGCUGUGGUUAAGAAGAAGCUAGAAACCACUUCAUUAAGACUGGAUAAAAUCAAAGAAACUAUCCGCGUAUUAAAACUUUACAACCUUUCAGACAACAAGGAAACUAUAAAUAUUAUCAAACAGCUUACUGCUAAUGGUGGAUCAGGACGGACCAAUCUACUGAGGGAAAUUAAGGCCCUUCGUGAAGAAGUGUCGAACUUGAAAAUAUCAAUGGAAAAGAAUCAAUCAGUGGAUUCGAAGAAAGUUCUACUUUCUAACUCAGCUUCACCCGUACCUCUAGUCGAAACCACAUUGGAGCUAAACAUUAGAAGCCAGUUAGGAGAUUUCUUUUCUUCAAGGGUAGGAUGUUAG